CGCGCAUACCUCGACAGCGACAAAAUAACGCUGGAAGUCAACUAGAAAUCACGACACAAUGACAGCACCCACCAAUCCCAUGAAGGAGCUGAGGAUUGACAAGCUCGUCAUCAACAUUUGUGUUGGCGAGUCUGGUGAUCGUCUCACUCGUGCAUCCAAAGUCCUCGAACAGCUCACCGGUCAAACACCCGUCACCUCGAAAGCUCGCUACACCGUUCGUACAUUUGGUAUCCGUCGUAACGAGAAGAUUGCUGUCCACGUCACCAUCCGUGGGCCUAAGGCAGAGGAGAUUCUUGAGCGUGGUCUCAAAGUGAAGGAGUAUGAGCUACGUCGGAAGAACUUCUCAGAGACCGGUAACUUCGGUUUCGGUAUCCAGGAGCACAUCGAUCUCGGUGCGAGAUACGAUCCUGGAAUCGGUAUUUUUGGAAUGGAUUUCUACGUCGUGAUGGGUCGCCCUGGUGCACGUGUUGCCAGAAGAAAGGAGAGACGGGCACGUAUUGGAUUCCAACACCGAGUGAGGAGGGAUGACACCAUGGCUUGGUUCAAGCAGCGGUUCGACGGUAUUAUUUUGAAAUAAUCAUUGUCGUCACUCUGCUCCAUUUCCUGAGCGGCAGGCAUCAGGGAUAGUCUACAUAUGCUUUUCAUAUUGUCGCUGUCGAGGCGAGUUCAACUCAAGGUUAACUACGCUUACUACGAAAAUGACCGAACUCGUUUUAACUCCCCAAUCGGAAUUGAAUCGAGUUACAUAUGCAUAUGACUUAUGACAUGCAUUUAAAACCUGUCAAGUCGUAUUCAGUUGUUCGAUAGGCUGCAUCCAGAAGACUUAUUGAAGCUAGUCAGCGCUUCCAGCAAUGAAUACUCUAGAUAUCUAUCAUUGGCAUAUAGUUGUCAAUCCGA
Suillus bovinus is the source of this 897-nucleotide messenger RNA. RefSeq names its product 60S ribosomal protein L11. Gene Ontology annotation, molecular function: structural constituent of ribosome; RNA binding. NCBI's taxonomy places the organism in Eukaryota, Fungi, Basidiomycota, Agaricomycetes, Boletales, Suillaceae. The transcript has 4 exons. Bases 59 to 577 code for a protein of 172 amino acids. Gene Ontology annotation, cellular component: cytosolic large ribosomal subunit; ribosome. The record is from RefSeq and is a predicted model, not a curated record. Gene Ontology annotation, biological process: translation.